Branchiostoma floridae (Florida lancelet) is the source of this 2730-nucleotide messenger RNA. Its product is annotated as fructose-bisphosphate aldolase A-like. Gene Ontology annotation, cellular component: cytosol. Gene Ontology annotation, molecular function: fructose-bisphosphate aldolase activity. Gene Ontology annotation, biological process: glycolytic process; fructose 1,6-bisphosphate metabolic process. Bases 189 to 1271 code for a protein of 360 amino acids. Lineage: Eukaryota; Metazoa; Chordata; Leptocardii; Amphioxiformes; Branchiostomatidae. The transcript is spliced from 10 exons. The record is from RefSeq and is a predicted model, not a curated record.
AAACUGACUUUUUUGACUUAUAAAAUAUUAGUCACGUGAUCACGUACGACGAGAAUGGGCGAGAAUGUGACGUCAUUGAAGUGGUGCGACCUUCUGUCCCCAUCGCGCGAACCUCGGAGGUUGUGUGACGACUUCUUCCCAAGUCUCUUCUUCGUGUGCCCAUCGAGUGACCAACACAAAUAUCCACCAUGUCCUUCACCUUCACCGAGGAACUGAAGAAGGAGCUGGCAGCCAACGCCAACGCCAUCGUGUCUCCGGGCAAGGGCAUUCUGGCUGCUGACGAGAGCACAGGAACCAUGGGCAAGCGCCUGGCUAACAUCAACGUGGAGAACUCGGAGGAUAACCGCCGCACGUACCGCCAGCUGCUCUUCACGUCAGGCGCUGACAUGCAGAACUACAUCUCGGGCGUGAUCCUGUUCCACGAGACUCUGUACCAGAAGGCUGACGAUGGAACGCCAUUUGUUAAGAUCCUACAGGACCAGGGCAUCAUCCCUGGCAUCAAGGUUGACAAGGGAGUUGUCCCCCUGGCUGGCACUGUGGGAGAGGGAACCACACAGGGUCUGGACGGUCUUGCCGAGCGCUGCGCCCAGUACUACAAGGACGGCUGCCGCUUCGCCAAGUGGCGCUGCGUCCUGAAGAUCGGCCCCACCACGCCCUCGCCUCUCGCCAUUCUGGAGAACGCCAACGUGCUCGCUCGCUACGCCACGAUCUGCCAGGCGAACGGGCUGGUACCUAUUGUGGAGCCAGAGAUCCUGCCUGAUGGAGAUCACGAUCUGGAGCGGUCUCAGUACGUCACCGAGAAGGUGCUGUCUGCCACCUACAAGGCCCUGAUGGACCACAACAUCUACCUGGAGGGGACGCUGCUGAAGCCCAACAUGUGCACCCCGGGCCAGUCCUGCACCAAGAGAUACACCCCGCAGCAGAUCGCCGAGGCAACCGUCACUGCCCUGUCACGCACCGUCCCCGCUGCUGUGCCUGGCAUCGUGUUCCUGUCUGGCGGACAGUCCGAGGAAGAUGCCUCCGUCAACCUGAACGCCAUCAACCAGUUCCAGGGGAAGAAGCCGUGGAAGCUGACGUUCUCGUACGGGCGCGCCCUGCAGGCCUCCGCGCUCAAGGCCUGGGCAGGCAAGGGCGACCAGAUCAAGGCCGGACAGGCCGCCUUCCUGGGGAGGGCAAAGGCUGCCGGAGAAGCCGCCUCAGGAAAGUACGGCGGUGGUGUUGCUGGAGACGCAGCGGCAGAAUCGCUCUUCAUCAAAGACCACGCCUACUAAACCCACACCACGAUUGGCGAACGGGUUGGCCUGUGAAGCCAAGUACACGGCUGGCGCAGGCGACUCAGCUGCAUCCGAGUCUUUGUUUGUUGCAGACCACAAGUACUAGAGCAUGAACAUAUACAUCAUAGCAAACUGCUUCACAUCUACACAUAGACUUUGGCUACGAUAAAAUUAAGGUUUGGGUAAGGUAAUAGAGAAUGGUGUAUUGUUAAAAUUCCCCUUUCCCUCCUCUUGCGUAAUUAUGGAAUGUAUGUUUGAAAGUGUAACUAUUAAAAGAGAAUGAAUUCUUAACUGAACUUAGUUGUUUGCUUUACUGUGAUUAUGAAUUGAGUUAAUUUACAACUGGGUUAUACUUAUUUCUGAAGUAUUCGUCUCUACGUUUUUCACGCAAUCAGAUCCAAUUUCUGCAACAAGAAAGUGAUGGUAACUUUGAGAUUUUAGAAGCUGUACUGGGCAGUUGAAAAAUCCUGACUGAAAAGUAAAAUGCGCGGCAUAAAAGCAAUGUCUGAUUCAGAAGCAUGUAUUUGUUGUUGCUUGUCACACGCUUUAUGGUAUAGAAUAUGUCAUGUAAACCUGUUGAAAUAAUAGUCUAAGAUUUAAAGUAGAGAUGGUGUCUAUAAAAUAGGGACUAAUUCUUGAAGAAUGCAGUUCAGAAGAAUGGUAUAUUUCUAAAGAAAAUGAAGUAUUUGUUGAAAAAAUGUUUGACAGUAUUUUGCAAGCCCUCAGAAUAACUGCAUACUGAGAGAAAUGAUAAAAGGAAAAUUGAUCAAUAAUGUUAAAAUGUGAACGUUGAAACAAGAAACGGCACAAAAAGCAGUAUUUUGACUUGUGAAUGUACAAUGUAUAUGACAUCAAGUUGAUUGGAAGAAGCUGUUAAUAGUUUGAAGAUGAACAACUGUAAGAAGUCUAUAAAUAUGCUCAAAACGUGACAACAAGGAGUUUCACAGUGUUGGAAUAUAUGCAAGACAGCUCUGCCUGCUUUGUCGAUGCUUGACUUAACUGCAACACGUUCUUGGUGAUGCGUGUACUGUACAUGUUUCAGAAGGUAAAAGAACUGCUUGAAUGUUGUAUUUGAUGUUGGAGAGUCAUAUUUCCUCUGCAACUUUCUCUCGGGGUGGAAGAGUGGAUAAACUAGAGCACACAAAAUGUACAUGUUUCAGAAGAGAAAAGAACUGCUUGAAUGUUGUAUUUGAUGUUGGAGAGUCAUAUUUCCUCUGCAACGUUUUCUCGGAGUUUGAAGAGUGGAUAAACUAGAGCACACAAAAUGUACAUGUUUCAGAAGGGAAAAGAACUGCUUGAAUGUUGUAUUUGAUGUUGGAGAGUCAUAUUUCCUCUGCAGUGUUCUCUCCGGGGUGGAAGAGUAGAUUAACUAGAACACACAAAUGUACAUGUACGAUGUAGCUGUAGCUGCUGCUAUUGUCUUGGAUGAAUACGAAAUAAAACAUCCUUCAUUGAU